Sporothrix brasiliensis 5110 is the source of this 1377-nucleotide messenger RNA. Its product is annotated as GMP synthase (glutamine-hydrolyzing). The transcript has 11 exons. Gene Ontology annotation, biological process: GMP biosynthetic process. Lineage: Eukaryota; Fungi; Ascomycota; Sordariomycetes; Ophiostomatales; Ophiostomataceae. Gene Ontology annotation, molecular function: GMP synthase (glutamine-hydrolyzing) activity; GMP synthase activity; ATP binding. The record is from RefSeq and is a predicted model, not a curated record. Gene Ontology annotation, cellular component: cytosol. Bases 1 to 1377 code for a protein of 458 amino acids.
AUGGAACUGACAGGUGCCUCUAGCUACGGCUGCCAGGAGCUCGCAUGGCAGAUCAACUCGGCCAACGUUGCCCGCGGCGAGGCGCGCGAGUACGGCCACGCCGACGUGACAAUCCACAAGGUCGACGGCCACGUCGACCGUCUCUUUGCUGGCCUCGGCGAGACCAUGCACGCCUACAUGUCCCACUUUGACAAGCUCGUGUCGCUGCCCGAGGGCUUUGUCAUUGUCGCCAGCACCUCCAACUCGGAGUUUGCCGGCAUCGCCCACAAGGACAAGGCCAUCUUUGGUGUCCAGUUCCACCCGGAGCUCGAGCACACGCCCCGCGGCAGCGAGCUGCUGCGCAACUUUAGCGUCGACAUUUGCGGCGCCAACCCCAGCUGGGUCAUGGGCGACUUUGUCGAGCAGGAGAUUGCGCGCAUCCGUCACCUGGUGGGCGACCGUGCGCAGGUGAUUGGCGCCGUGUCGGGCGGCGUGGACAGCACCGUGGCGGCCAAGCUGAUGAAGGAGGCGAUUGGUGACCGCUUCCACGCGGUGCUGGUGGACAAUGGCCUGAUGCGGCUCAACGAGUGCCAGCAGGUCAAGGCGACGCUGGGCGAGCACCUGGGCAUCAACCUGACCGUCGUGGACGCGGCGGACCUGUUCCUGGGCCGUCUGGCGGGUGUCCUGGAGCCCGAGAAGAAGCGCAAGAUCAUUGGAUCGACCUUCAUCGACCUGUUCGAGAAGGAAGCCGAGCGCAUUGAGAAGGAGGCCGAAAACACCCCCAACGCCGGAAAGGUGGAGUGGUUCCUUCAAGGAACGCUGUAUCCUGAUGUCAUCGAGUCCCUCAGCUUCAAGGGCCCUUCGGCGACGAUCAAGACUCACCACAAUGUCGGUGGCCUACCUGAGCGCAUGAUGAACGGCCAAGGCCUUCGUCUCCUUGAGCCCCUUCGCCUGCUCUUCAAGGACGAGGUCCGCGCCAUCGGCCGCACGCUUAAUAUCCACAAUGAUCUGAUCAUGCGUCACCCGUUCCCCGGCCCGGGCAUUGGCAUCCGCAUUCUGGGCGAGGUGACGCCCGAGCGCGUCGAGGUUGCGCGCAAGGCCGACAACAUCUACAUUAGCAUGAUCAAGGAGGCCGGCAUCUACGACAAGAUGUCGCAGGCCUACGCCGGUGUCGACACCAACAAGGCCGUCGGUGUCAUGGGCGACACGCGUGUCUACGGCUACAUUAUCAUCCUCCGCGCCGUGACGACGAGCGACUUUAUGAGCGCCGAGGCGUUCGAGUUCCCUUGGGCAUUGCUGCAGAAGAUUGCCCGCACGAUUGUCAACAGCGUGGACGGCGUCUCUCGCGUGACCUAUGACCUGACCUCCAAGCCUCCUGGCACCAUUGAGCUGGAGUAA